AUGCGCCCCGGGACGGCGCCGAGGCCGCCGGCGCUGCUGCUGCAGGUCCUGCUGGUGCUGCUGGCGGCGGCGCCCGCGGCGGGCAAGGGCUGUGUCUGUAAAGACAAAGGACAGUGCUUCUGUGGUAGAGCCAAAGGAGAAAAGGGGGAGAAAGGCUUUCCUGGACCCCCUGGUUCUCCUGGCCAGAAAGGAUUCCCAGGUCCUGAAGGCCUUUUCGGACCACAGGGACCCAAGGGCUCUCCAGGACUUCCAGGACUCACUGGUCCCAAAGGUGUAAGGGGAAUAACUGGAUUGCCAGGAUUUUCAGGUCCUCCUGGACUUCCAGGCACCCCGGGCAAUACGGGGCCUGAUGCACCUGCUGGUUUUCCAGGAUGCAAUGGUUCUAAGGGGGAGCGAGGGUUUCCAGGACUUCCAGGGACACCAGGCUACCCAGGGAUCCCGGGUGCUGCUGGUUUGAAAGGACAAAAGGGUGUUCCUGCUAAAGGAGACGAUAUAGAAUUUAAUGGAAAAGGUGACCCUGGAUUGCCAGGAAUUCCAGGAUCCCAGGGUUUGCCAGGCCCUCCGGGUUUUCCUGGGCCUCUUGGCCCACCUGGCCCUCCAGGACUCUUUGGCUUUCCAGGAGCCAUGGGACCUACAGGACCUAAGGGUCACAUGGGCGAUAAUGUGAUAGGACCAAAAGGAGAGCAGGGUGUGAAAGGAUUAACAGGACCCCCUGGACCACCAGGAACAGUUAUUGUGACACUUACUGGCCCAGACAACAGAACGGACCUCAAGGGGGAGAAGGGAGACAGGGGAGCCAUGGGUGAAUCCGGACCUCCGGGACCCCCAGGGCCACCUGGAGAGUCAUACGGAUCUGAAAACGGUGCAUCUGGAGAGACUGGCCCACAGGGAAAACCUGGAAAAGAUGGUUCCCCUGGCUUCCCUGGCACUGAGGGAGCCAAGGGCAACAGGGGCUUCCCUGGGUUACCUGGAGAAGAUGGCAUUAAGGGCUGGAAAGGGGACAUUGGCCCUCCAGGAUUUCGUGGUCCAACAGAAUAUUACGAUGCACACCCGGAAAAGGGAGAUAAAGGAAUUCCAGGCCCUCCAGGGCCCAAAGGAGCUCGCGGCCCACAGGGUCCUAGUGGUCCCCCUGGAGUUCCUGGAAGUCCUGGAUCAUCAAGGCCUGGCCUCAGAGGAAGCUCUGGAUGGCCGGGCUUGAAAGGAAGCAAAGGGGAACGAGGACCCCCAGGAAAGGAUGCAGUGGGCCCUCCUGGAUCCCCAGGUUGUCCUGGUCCACCAGGACCUACAGGGUCACCAGGACCUCCAGGACCACCAGGAGAUGUUGUUUUUCGCAAGGGUCCACCUGGUGAUCGCGGACUGCCAGGCUAUUUAGGGUCUCCAGGAAUCCCAGGACUUGAUGGGCCCAAAGGAGAACCGGGUCCCCUGUGCACACAGUGCCCUUGUACCCCAGGGCUCCCCGGUCUCCCAGGAUUGCCGGGGUUAGAUGGUGUAAAAGGAAUCUCAGGAAGACAAGGUGCAGCUGGCAUGAAAGGAAGCCCAGGGUCCCCAGGAAGUGAAGGUCCUCCAGGAUUUCCAGGAUUCCCAGGUGCUCAGGGUGUCCCGGGACUUAAAGGAGGAAAAGGUGAAGCAUCUCAGCCUAAAGGGCAAGUGGGUGCCCCAGGAGAUCCGGGGCUCAGAGGGCAGCCCGGGAGCAAGGGCUUGGAUGGAAUUCCUGGAAAUCCAGGAGUAAAAGGAUUACCCGGACCUAAAGGCAAACCGGCCCUGAGAGGUGAGAAGGGGGACCAGGGUCCUCCAGGGGAUCCUGGCUCCCCCGGGCCCCCAGGACCUGCAGGACCAGCUGGAACACCCGGCUAUGGACCUCAGGGAGAGCCUGGUCCAGAGGGCACCCAAGGAGCUCCUGGAGCCCCUGGACCACCUGGAGAAGCCGGGCCUAAGGGAGAAGCCAGUGUAACAAUACCAGUUCCAGGCCCCCCAGGACCUCCAGGGCCCCCUGGCCGUGCUGGCCCCCAAGGUCCACCUGGUAUCCCUGGACCCAUAGGAAAAUGUGGUGAUCCUGGUUUUCCUGGGCCUGAUGGUGAACCAGGAAUUCCAGGAAUUGGAUUUCCUGGGCCUCCUGGACCUAAGGGAGACCAAGGUUUUCCAGGAACAAAAGGAUCACUGGGUUGUCCUGGAAAAAUGGGAGAGCCCGGGUUACCUGGAAAGCCAGGACCCCCAGGAGCCAAGGGAGAACCAGCACUAGCCAUGCGUGGAGAACCAGGAACACCAGGUUUUCCAGGAGAAAGAGGCAAUUCUGGGGAAAGAGGAGAAAUUGGACUCCCUGGGCUUCCCGGUCUCCCUGGAAUUCCAGGAAAUGAAGGGUUUGAUGGGCCACAAGGAGAUCCAGGGCAGCCUGGGCCACCUGGAGAAAAAGGACCCCCAGGAAAGUGCAUAGAGGGUCCCAGGGGAGCCCAAGGACUUCCAGGCUUAAAUGGAUUGAAAGGGCAGCAAGGCAGAAGAGGAGAAACAGGACCAAAAGGAGACCCAGGGAUUCCAGGUUUGGAUAGGUCAGGAUUUCCUGGAGCACCUGGACCACCAGGAAUGCCAGGACAUCAAGGUGAGAUGGGACCACCUGGUCAAAAAGGAUAUCCAGGAAAUCCAGGAUUUUUAGGGCCUCCAGGUGAAAAAGGAAUGUUUGGGAUGAUGGGCUAUCCUGGAACGACUGGCCCUCCGGGGCCUCCUGGGAACCCAGGCGCUCCAGGGCAGAGGGGUCAUCUUGGAAUUCCAGGAGUAAAGGGCAGGAGAGGACCCCCAGGAGCCAAAGGGGAACAGGGAGAUAAAGGAAACCCUGGGCCUUCUCAGAUAUCCCACCUAACAGGAGACAAAGGAGAGCCAGGGCUCAAAGGAUUUGCAGGAAAUCCAGGUGAGAAAGGAAACAGAGGCAUUACGGGGUUACCAGGUCUAAAAGGCCUCAAAGGACCACCUGGACCACCAGGACCACCAGGCCCCAGAGGAGACGCAGGCAUCACAGGGAAUCCUGGAGAACCAGGACCACGUGGCGUGCCAGGAAGCACGGGGAACAUGGGCAUGCCAGGUUCUAAAGGAAAAAGGGGAGCAUUGGGAUUCCCAGGGAUAGCUGGAAGACCAGGCCUCCCAGGUAUUCACGGUCUCCAAGGAGAUAAGGGAGAGCCAGGUUCCUCAGAAGGUACAAGGCCAGGACCGCCAGGACCACAGGGGGAUCCAGGAUUGCCAGGUGACAUGGGAAAGAAAGGAGAAAAGGGGCCACCCGGCCCACCUGGACAUUCAGGGCCGGCUGGAUCUGAGGGAGCCCCUGGAAGUCCCGGAAGUCCUGGCCACCCAGGAAAGCCGGGUCCUGAUGGUGAUUUGGGGUUUAAAGGAAUCAAAGGCUGCCUCGGCCCUCCAGGAAGAAAAGGCCCUCCAGGCCUUCCAGGAUUGCCAGGAUCUCCUGGACCCAUGGGUGUGAGAGGUAACCAAGGACAUGAUGGAAUUCCUGGUCCAUCUGGAGAAAAGGGAGACAUGGGUUUGCUGGGGGUACAUCCAGGCCCAAGAGGGAAUCCUGGUGCUCGAGGAGCUAAAGGAGACAGAGGAGCCCCAGGCUUGUCUGGCCUGCCUGGCAAGAAAGGGACAGUGGGAGAUGUUGGGCCCCGAGGACCUACUGGCCUAACAGGACUCCCCGGGCCACAAGGCGUGCCUGGUGCAAUCAUCCCAGGCCGAAAAGGAAAUCGAGGUCCACCAGGCCCGAGAGGAAACCCAGGUGAUCCUGGUCCCCCUGGGCCUCCAGGAAGUCAUGUAAAAGGCAUAAAAGGAGAUAAAGGAUUUAUGGGCCAGCCUGGCCCAAAAGGUCCACCUGGAGCUGUAGGAGACAAAGGACCACCAGGUCAUCUGGGUGCACCAGGUACCCCAGGUCUUCCAGGGCUCAGAGGUGAUCCUGGAUUCUGUGGAUUUCCGGGCAUAAAAGGAGAGAAGGGUAAUCCAGGAUUUCAAGGAUCAAUUGGACCUCCAGGGCCAACUGGGCCAAAAGGGCCACCUGGUGUACGUGGAGACCCUGGCACAGUUAAGAUCAUCUCCCUUCCAGGAAGCCCAGGGCCACCAGGCCCACCUGGAGAACCAGGGAUGCAAGGAGACCCUGGGCCACUGGGGCCACCAGGAAACCUAGGACCCUGUGGGUCAAGAGGAAAACCUGGCAAGGAUGGAAACCCAGGAACUCCUGGGCCAGUUGGAGAAAAAGGCAACAAAGGUUCUAAAGGAGAGCAAGGACCACCUGGAUUAGAUGGAUUGCCAGGUUUAAAGGGAAAACCUGGAGACACUGGGUCACCUGCAACCAGGACAGCAAUGAGAGGCUUCGUCUUCACCCGACAUAGUCAAACAACAAUGAUUCCUUCAUGUCCAGCAGGGACAGAGCCACUCUACAGUGGGUUUUCUCUUCUUUUUAUACAAGGAAAUGAACGAGCCCAUGGACAAGACCUUGGAACUCUUGGCAGCUGCCUACAGAGAUUUACCACAAUGCCAUUCUUAUUCUGUGACAUCAAUGAUGUGUGUAAUUUUGCAUCUCGAAACGAUUAUUCAUACUGGCUGUCAACACCAGCUCUGAUGCCAAGGGACAUGGCUCCAGUUACCGGGAGGGCCCUUGAGCCUUACAUUAGCAGGUGCAUUGUCUGUGAAGGUCCUGCAAUUGCCAUAGCCAUUCACAGUCAGACCACGGACAUUCCUUCAUGUCCCCAUGGCUGGAUUUCUCUCUGGAAAGGAUUUUCUUUCAUCAUGUUCACAAGUGCAGGUUCUGAGGGCGCUGGGCAAGCUCUGGCAUCCCCCGGCUCCUGCUUGGAAGAAUUUCGAGCCAGCCCAUUUAUAGAAUGUCAUGGAAGAGGAACAUGCAACUACUAUUCAAAUUCCUACAGUUUCUGGUUGGCUUCGUUAAAUCCGGAAAGAAUGUUCAGAAAACCUAUUCCAUCAACUGUAAAAGCUGGGGAGUUAGAAAAAAUAAUAAGUCGCUGUCAGGUGUGCAUGAAGAGAAGACGUUGAAGAAAUCAAAGAAAAUAGAACUGCUAUUUUUCAUCCUAAAUAACAAAGUUAUGACUCAGGACAUGAAUUUAUUUAGGUAUUUUUUCUAACCAAACAAUAUUGCUCUAUGACGGCUUAGUACAAAGUUUCAAUUUGUUUCCCCAUACAACAAAGCAUUUCUUUUAAUUUAGUUCUGUGAUAUUGAUCUCUAAAUCUAGGUUGUUUCAAAGUUCCCUGUGGCGAGGCAGCAAUUUUUCACAAAGUAUCACUGAAAUCGUAUUCUACUUUUAUCCAAUGCAAAGUCUAAAUGGCAAUUAUGUGAAGAUUGAAUGCUACAAGUUAAGAGAUAUUUGGCCCUCUGGAUUCUCAACAUCUGUCCUCUUCUCUUUCAGUCUUUGAGACUCAGGGAAGCUAAGUCAAUUGUACACAGGCCUGCAGCCCCCUUCCUGAAACUUUAGACCCUGGGUAGAGAAGGAGAUGGGAGCAUGUAGAAUACUGGAGCAUCAAGAAUAGAACUGGACUUUCAGACCUGUUGAGUAGCAUGAGGCCUGAAGGAACACAAUUGAAUUGAGAUGCAUGGAUUUUCCAAAAUUCUUUCAAACAUACCCAGAACUAAGGGCAAAAUAGGGUUCCCUAAAUGGAACCAUAAUAGCCUUGGAAAUACUUUAUGGUUUUUGUUUUGUAUGUCUUUGAAGAUUUCUGUUUGUUUGUUCAUUGAAUUCACUUCACUGCAACAAUAGAGCCUGCUUGUAUUCAUAGUAGAUAACAUUUUUACCCUUAGUGAAUUAAUUUUAGUAGGAUAUUAUUACAUAUGUUUAUUGUUUACUUCAAAAUGUGUCUAACUUUUAACUCCUCUUUUACGAGCACAGCCACACUAAUAACAAGGACACAACUCAUUGCAUGUGCACUUUAUCCCCAUCCCCUUAAAUGUUGGUGCAUACCUUAUAUAAUUGAGUAGUUCAAUAAUCCAUAAAAGAAUUUAAGGCAUUCAUUGGCUUAUCAGGCUCAGAAUAUUUUUUCUUUGCUCUAAAUAUUUCAUUACUCUGGUUUUACAGAUUUAUUCUAUUGUUACUUCUCUAAUUCUUCCCUUGUGAAAAAACAAGUUUUUUUUUAUGUUGUAUAUUCUUACAAAUCAUAUUGAAAGAGUUCAUUGUGUAAAAAUAUUAAUGUACAAAUUGUACAACUUGGCAACUGUAUGUCUUAAAACUUGCUUUUCACUGUCUUGAUACAUUCCCAAGGUUACUUAAUUCAACUAAACAAGCAUUUUAUUCGGUAUCAAGCCAUGUCCCAGGCACUGUGCAAAAUUAUAGAGAUACUAAGAGAAAAAAGGGAGACUGUUUCUAAUCUAAUAUCCCAGAAAAGGCAACUUAUUGCUUCUGUUAAGAUCUCAUAUAUGAGUUGCUUCUCUCCCUUUUUUCUUCUUUUGUCACAUUUUUAUAUUUCAUCAUCAUAAUUCAGCAGGCUUGAGUGAAGGUUUAAAAAUAAGAUCUAUGCCCAAGGAAAGCUCAGAAUUUCUAGCUUCUCUUAGGUACUGCAGAAGCUAAGGUCUGAACAAUAUGAAAAAAAGAAAUCUACAAAACAUUAAAAACCAUUUAUACUUCAUGGUAGCACUAUUUGAUGAGUCUUAGCGGUGAGGCAUCAUGAGACAAAGCUUUGAAGAAGCUUCUUGACCCAUCUAGGUGGAAUUGGUGAUGCUGACAUUUAAAUUCAGGCUAUUGCUUCAAUGUCAAUCACUUUGUAAGUGAAAAUGUGACCCCAGAGGACAGCACAGACUGUGGCCAUGGUGUACAUUCUUGACUGCUCACAUGACUGCUGCCAAGCCAUUUUACACCUAAACUAAGACAAGCAGCAUUUUACUAUUGUUUACUAAGAUUCACCUAAUAUUAAGACUUGUCUGCACUAAAAAUAUUCUACUUACCCAAUUGUACUAUGGGGCAGAUAGGGCUAGCUGAUCUCCAUAAACCCUCUGUAGGCAAAUAGUUCUCAAAGUGUGGUCCUCAGACCAGCAGCAUCAGCAGCACCUGGGAACUUGUUACAAACGCAAAUUCUAGGGCCCACUCCAGACCUAUAAAAUCAGAAACUCUUGAGGGUAGGGCCCAGAAAUUUUUGUUUUAACAAGCUCUCAACAUGAUUCUCAUGCACUUUAAAGACUGAGAAAAACUGCUCUAGACAAACAGCCAAAAAAUUGGCUACGAUUGCUCAAUCCUUGCCUCUUUUUAAAGUCUAAAAUUACAGAUGACUGUAAGUAAUUUAACUACACUAAUAAAUAAAAGUCCUUGAUUGGUGCUAAUGCCAAAUGACUGGCCUCUGCUCAUCCCCAAACCUCCACCUUCUCUUGCCCUCUCAUCAGUAUCUAACUUCUGAGGAAGACAAGUGAUGCUAAAACCUUAAUUUCCAAUGAAGCCAUGUGAACAGUGGUUCAGUUGUGGUUCAGUCAUACUUCUAAGACUGAGCAUAAAAUAUAGCUCAAGUGCAUCAUUUUCCAGAUACCUAGGAGUAGCUUAUAAAGUUAUAAAGAUUUAACUUUGUAGAUAAAAUGUAAAUAACUUGUUUCUUCUAAAGUUGGGGCUUCAACUUUGGAAUUUCAGUGUGCUAAAGUAACCAAAUUCUCAGAGGUCUUUCUUUCUGCAAGAUAAACGUUAUUAAGUAACUUAUUUAUGAAAGUAUUAAAAUAAUGCUUAAAUUUGAAUUUUGUUGCUAACUUACAAAGAUUUUUCUAUGUAUCAAAUGUAACUUACUGCUACUGAACUUAAUUUAAUAUUUACUCUAUAACCAAAUGAACUAUAUUUAAAAUAUAUUGAAUAUUUUAUAUUGUUAUAUUCUGACAAAAUUACAAUUCUGUAAUGUACUAAUAUGUCUGUAAUUAUAGCUAAAAUAUUAUUUUAUUGUACUAAGAAUAAAAUUGAAAAAAUUGUA
This is a messenger RNA of Galeopterus variegatus (Sunda flying lemur), 7911 nucleotides long. RefSeq names its product collagen, type IV, alpha 3 (Goodpasture antigen) (gene COL4A3). Gene Ontology annotation, cellular component: collagen trimer; basement membrane. The record is from RefSeq and is a predicted model, not a curated record. The transcript is spliced from 52 exons. Bases 1 to 5016 code for a protein of 1671 amino acids. Lineage: Eukaryota; Metazoa; Chordata; Mammalia; Dermoptera; Cynocephalidae. Gene Ontology annotation, molecular function: extracellular matrix structural constituent.